CUCCCGCUAGCUAGCAUGGUUCUCUUUGAUUUCAAGUCAGACAAACACUUUGUUAACUCCUUUGAUGAAAUCACCAUUAGAGUCUGUGAGUUGAGGGACCCUACGAUUCACCCUUCCUAUAUCCGAAAAGCUCACUGGAAGGAAGUUGGCACCAUCAUCGUCGAUGGUGGCAAUAAUGGAGACGAUGAUCUGGCGGAAGAGCAGUACUACGACGGUUGGCCUCGUCAUGGUGUUGACUUGGUGAGGAUCACCAAUUGGCAACGCUUGGAGUUGAAGUACAUCGUGUCAAGACAGAAGAAAGUAUCAAAGCAACCGAUAGUUGGCGGCGGGGUGAGUAAAGAGAAGUACGAGGAGUUGAAAAGGAUGUUGAACAAGAAGGACGAGGAGAUGGAGAAGGUAACCAAUGAGAUGGAAGAGGAGAUACAAAAAUUGAGACAGGAAAAAGAUGAAGAGCUACAAAAGCUGCGAGAAGAGAUGGAAGAGACGAUCGAAAAGAAAGACGCGGAGCUACGAAAGGUGAAGAGACAAAGGGACGAGGCGAAGCGUCCGAAACCGAUGAUGUCCGAAGGAGUGAGCAAAGAGAAAUACAAGGGGUUGAAAAGGAUCGCAAGAGAGAAGGGUGAGGAGCUGGAGAAGCUGAGGGAAGAAUCGGAAGAAGAUCUACAAAAGCUGAGGGAUGAAAAGGAUGGGGAAAUACGAAAGCUAAAAGAGGAGAUGGAGGAUGCAAGCGAAAAGCACGAGGAGGAGCUGCGAAAGUCGAGAAAGAAAAAGGACGAGGUGCAAAAGCAGUUGAAGAAAAACGACGGCGUGCAGCAUACGCUCAAAAGGGCGAGCGACGACUUGCAAAAGCUGGGGAAGGAGAAGGUCGAGGAAGUGCGAAAGCUAAGAGAGGAAAUGCAAGAAGAGAUAGAAAAGGCGAGAAAGGAGAAAGAUGAAGAGAAGGAGGAAGAGAUGGCAAAAGUGCUCGAAAAUGAGCGAAGAAAGAACAAGGACGAAGCAUUGCAGAGGCUGAUCAACGAAAAGGAUACCGAGCUCGAAAAGAUGAGGAACGAGCAUGAAGAAACGAUGAAAGAGAACGCUGCCGAAACGAGAAAGCUGAAGGAACAGUCGUCGCGACACGAGCUGGAGUAA
Molecule: messenger RNA, 1131 nt
Organism: Linum tenue
Lineage: Eukaryota; Viridiplantae; Streptophyta; Magnoliopsida; Malpighiales; Linaceae
Source: the annotation of a GenBank genome assembly